CACGAGUCGAGCACUGCCUGAGCUAGCUAGCUAGCUAGCUGUGUGUAUCUGGUGAGUGACGUGAGCAGGACUUAGGAACCUUGAGCUCAUAUUCUGAGCCAAGACAGGCCACUUUGGGGUAUUUCCAGCAAGAAGAGAGGAGAGGAUACUUCGAAAAUGCCGAAACAGAUGCAAACCACGGCUGCCAUGGCCGUUGUCAAGCUUCUUCUGACGAUAUUCAACUUGAUUUUCUGGGUGGUUGGCAUUGCGCUCCUAGCCGUCGGUAUCUGGGGAAUCUUUGAACUCAAAUAUUACCUGGAGCUGUCGGACACCGACUAUUCCAACGUUGAGUAUGUCCUGAUUGGGACAGGUAGCUUCAUGAUCGCCGCUGGAAUCAUCGGUUGCUGUGCCACCGUCAAGAACAUUGCUUGGCUUCUGCAACUAUACGGAGUAAUGGUCUUUGUCAUCUUCAUUGCUCUUCUAGCGGCAGGAAUCUCAGGCUUCGUUUACCGAAAUCGUUUGGAGGAAGGUUUCCGGAAGGGUUUGGAUUCCAAACUAAAGACCUACAAGAGCAGAGACGAGCCCCCAGAUACCUACAUUGACAAACUUCAGAAACAUCUGCUCUGCUGCGGCUCCCGAAACUAUACCGACUGGCUCCAGGCUGACACGGAGUGGUUCAACACCCACCCGAAGGAUGAGGUACCAGACAGCUGCUGCAACGCCACGGUGGACAAAGAUGAGUGUAGCCAGCCCGAGCAGGCUAUACCGAUCAGAGUUGACAAUGGCACAUUAUUGGCAUACAGAGAGGGUUGCUCAGAGAAGGUUACUGCUUUCCUUGACAACAAGAUGUCAAUUAUUGGUGGCAGUGCGUUGGGCUUCGCUUUCUUUCAGCUCAUCGGUAUCAUUCUGGCGUUUGGACUUGCUAAGCUCAUUAAUACCAACAAGUACGAGAUGAUGUAAGGAAUGACAAGCAUCUCUGAUGUCCUGCCUCUCUUUAGUUUCGUAUUGGCUUUUUUUGUAUGAUUUGCGGGUUACGCCACAUUCUCGGUGUUCACCACAAACAGGAUUCCUGGCCAGUACAUGUAUGUGUUCAAGGAUGCGUCUGCAGGACAACUUGAAUAAAAAAAAAAGGUUAAUUUGAAAUUGCACAUGUCGUUCACAGCUCCAUUUUUCAUUUGUUAGAGGUUACCGUACAUUACAGGCCAGAGUGGGGCCUUUAGGCAUACUGCCUCUCGAUGAUUGACCCCUGGGAUAUUGAUGUGUAAAAUUUUCCCGAAAUUUAACCCCAGAUAUUAUGGUCAGUCCUGAAGGUUUGAUGUGAAUAUUGCAUUUUGCAACUUGGGCAAGGAAAUCUGCCCGUACAUCUUGAGCUGCUUCGUUUUUGUAUUGCCUUGAAAAAAAAAAGAAGAAUCGGUGGAAAUAAGAGUGCUAUCAAAAGCCUUCAUAUUCAGUAGAAAUGUUUAUUAAAAUGUGUACUUGUACAUUGUGUGUAGUUUUGAGAAACAAAAAGUGGAAUGAUCUUGGUAAAGUGUUCGGAAAAGGUGCAACAUAAAGUUAAUGCAAGUAAAGGUUAUCAAUUUAUUUAACUGCCAGCAAAGUAGAAUAUUUGCCGAGUGGUCUGUUUACUCAGGACAACAUUCAAAGUAGAAUAUACUGCCGCUAAAGCAGGUUGGUCAAGUGGGACUAGAGUUUUCAACUGAAACUGCGCUGAAUGAAUUCUGGUGAAACUUUGUAUAAUAGUGCAGGUAUGCUGAUUUUUUCAUCCUGGAAUAUUGCGAUCAUGGGUUGGUUUGGGUGAUGCUGCAUCCCGGUGACAGCAAGUCUUGCACUGUACAGAGUGGUGUUAGGUCGUAGUUUGCAGGAUCUCAUCUGUGUUACCAAUGAGCGUGAGUACUGAGCAAGCACUCAUUAGGUCACAUAGGAAUAUAUUCUUGGAAGUGCACCGUAACUUUGCGUCUUGUAAUCCUGCCGCUUUGGGUGUUCUUUCUCCAUGCUCAGUGGUUAUUGUCUCUCGUGAAAGUUUCUUUACUGUGAUCUCUACCGUGCAAGACAUCUUUAAAAUUGCCAUUGUCCAGUGCAAAUAUCAAGUAAUAUCAGUGGGUGGUGUUCAGCUUUACUGUUCUUUGCCUUAAUAAGUACUUUAUCACUUGUGACCUUUCGCAGGAAAUUGUACUAGAGCUGAUGUCUGUAUAAAUGAUCUUAACCUUGCUGACUAGACAGCUUUCCUUUUUUAGGUGAUUUCUUUUGUCAACUCCAGGGUCGAUUUUUAUUUUAGGAUUUUAAGUGGAAUUGAAUUCAAUGCCUUUUGUGUUGCCUUGAAAUUGCAUUUGUAAUAUCUAAACCACCCAAUGUUUCUUUUUGUUAAGAGGCUGUGUUUUACGUUACUGAUAUGUUCAUUUUUAUGAGGCCCCCACAUUGACUUUUUGAAACUUGAAAUAUUCUCUGGAGCUAAAAAGCUGAGAAGCUAAUGAAAAGACUAAGUAGACAUUUGUAAGAGAAAAAAAGAAUGAGUCUGCAAACUAGGUGCUUAAAAUGUACGGUGGUACUUUAUUGUGAUAUUUUUGUAUUGCUGUAAAACGUUUCCUUCCACCGAGGUGUAAACAGCAUUAAUCAACUCGAUUUUAUCUCAUUUUUUGUUAUUAAAAAAAUCAAUUUAACCACUCGUUAGCUUCAUCUUAAUUUAUUUCAUCUGUCAUAUUAAACUCCCAUUUCAACUCUAUAAAAAAGGUACCCACUAAUGUAUGUAAAAGAAUUUUGUAUUUUAAGCAUACUUUAUUUUUGCAUGCAUAGUUUAUUGCAUAAUGCUUAUAUCAGUGUACAGUUUGGUUUGCAGCCUGCACACCAUCAUCUCCUUUUCUUACAUCGUGUGAAAAAUGUAUUUUAAGCAUACUUUAUUUUUGCAUGCAUAGUUUAUUGCGUAAUGGACACAUCAGUGAACAGUUUAGUGUGUAACCUGCAUUAUAGAAUAUCUCCUUUCCUAACAUAGUGUGAAUCGCCUUAUAAGUUCUUCAUUCUCGUUAGUUCUAAAUUAGAGCGAUUUUUAGUUAGGGUCGGCAGCAGGUGUUAUUAUAUUAAUGUGACAAAAUGUGCAGGGUAAAAUGAUCGUGUAUACAUGUACAUGUAAUUUUAUAGCUAGGCUUUCCUCGACCAAUUUUCUGGCUCGCGUUUUAGGCAGGAAGACUCAAAAGCCCAAAACAGGAACCUCUGCUUACUCCCGAUCCUCACAGGGACACUGUCGUUAUUUAUUUUGGUGAACCUGAAAGGCCGAGUUAGUUCUUCGUUAAUAUAGAGAACAGUGGUAUGUAAUUUAAUAUUGAGAUUAAUUAUAACGAAUCACCAAAGUAUGGAUCACCUGAGCCACUUAGAUUUUUGCAUCAUGUCUUUGUCCAUUUUCUUUAUCAAUGUUUAGUAGAGGUUAUUUGUUCUUGGCCACAUGCUUCUGAUUUGAGACAGAAGAUCUCUUGAAAGUUACCAGCUAAGGUGAUAUUUCAUUAUUGUCUG
Messenger RNA from Acanthaster planci (crown-of-thorns starfish), 3480 nucleotides. RefSeq names its product tetraspanin-7-like. The record is from RefSeq and is a predicted model, not a curated record. Gene Ontology annotation, cellular component: plasma membrane. Lineage: Eukaryota; Metazoa; Echinodermata; Asteroidea; Valvatida; Acanthasteridae.